Messenger RNA from Urocitellus parryii (Arctic ground squirrel), 2173 nucleotides. Lineage: Eukaryota; Metazoa; Chordata; Mammalia; Rodentia; Sciuridae. The record is from RefSeq and is a predicted model, not a curated record.
CAGAGGCCUCGCGCCUCCGCCUCCCGACCCGCCCCUCRCUCCGCGCCAGGGAACCCAGGGGCUUGGGCCUAGGACCCUGACCCGCCAAGCUACAGGGUUUGCUUCCAGUGAGGCACCUGUGUAAAGCAGGUGUGACAUGCAAAAGUUUGCAGAAAAACAAUGAAGGCGGUUCCUGGAAACUCUGAAGCCAUCUAGAGACAGAGCUUAUAACCCACACCAUGGAUAACUUAUUGGACUUUGCCUGAAAGGAGUCAUUAGUGCCAUUGGAUAUUUGACCAUCCUGGCCACAGGUUUUUUCAGAAUGAAUGGAAGGUCAUGCAGCAUGAGUCUCCACCGGACAUCAGGAACCCCACAGGGGCCUGGGAUGGUCAGUGGCCAACAUAUUCCUCCCAUCCGAGCCCACUCGGGGACUCCUGGCCCCUCGUCCUGUGGCAGCACACCAAGCCCUGCUAUUGGAAGCCUUGUUAACAGCCUCCACCUCAAGAUGCCCUCAGGAGGAGGGAUGGCUCCUCAGAACACCCUGACUGAGAGCUCUGUCCACCUGCCUGCCCUGAGCCCCAGGAGACAAGUGCUCACCAAUGGGAAGCCACGAUUCCAGGUCACCCAGGCUGGAGGCAUGUCAGGGUCACACACUUUAAAGCCAAAGCAGCAAGAGUUUGGAACCCCUUUUUCUCCAAAUCCUGGGAAAGGGGCUCUUGGCUUUGGGCCUCAGUGCAAGUCCAUUGGAAAAGGCAGCUGCAACAAUCUAGUGGUCACCAGCAGUCCCAUGAUGGUUCAGCGACUGGGACCCAUUUCACCUCCAGCAAGCCAGGUCUCCACAGCAUGCAAGCAGAUCAGUCCUAGCUUACAGAGGGCAGUGAAUGCAGCCAACCUGAAUAUACCUCCUUCAGAUACCAGGUCCCUUAUUUCACGGGAGUCUCUGGCAUCCACGACUUUGAGUCUCACGGAAAGUCAAUCGGCCUUGAGUGUGAAACAAGAGUGGUCUCAGGGCUACAGGGCUCUGCCUUCGCUUUCCUCCAACCAUAGCUCUCAGAAUGGUGUGGAUCUAGGGGACUUCCUUGGCCUUCCUCCAGGGACAUCCAUGUCCAGCAAUAGCAUCUCUAACUCAUUGCCAUCCUAUCUUUUUGGCAUGGAAAAUACCCACUCUCCUUACCCUAGUCCCCGGCAUUCAUCCACCAGAUCCCACUCAGCCCGCUCGAAGAAGAGAGCACUGUCCUUGUCGCCCUUGUCAGAUGGCAUCGGGAUAGACUUCAAUACCAUCAUCCGCACCUCACCCACGUCCUUGGUUGCCUAUAUCAAUGGGCCGAGGGCAUCCCCAGCCAACAUGUCCCCGCAGCCAGAGGUCUACGGGCAUUUCCUGGGGGUACGCGGCAGCUGUAUUCCCCAGCCAUGUGCAGUACCUGGCAGCCAGAAGGGCGUGCUGGUGACCAGUGGUGGCCUGGCGCUACCGGCCUAUGGUGAUGAUGGAGUACUGGAGUAUGAGCGCAUGCAACAGCUGGAGCACGGUGGCCUUCAGCCCGGGCAGGUCAACAAUAUGGUGGUGCAGCAUGGCCUGCCGGGCCCUGAAGGCCAACCUUCUGGCAUGCUCAAGACUGAGCGACUGGAGGACUUCCCAGGUGGUACCCUGGAUCUGCCACCCGCUCCCCCCCUACCUCCCUUGCCACCGCCUCAAGGUCCCCCACCACCCUACCAUGCCCACCCUCACCUUCAUCACCCAGAGCUAGUGGCCCACAGCCAGCCACUGGCACUGCCUCAAGCCACCCUGGACGAUGAUGGAGAGAUGGAUGAUGGUGGGGGCAAGCACUGUUGUCGCUGGAUAGAUUGCAGCGCCUUGUAUGACCAGCAGGAGGAACUUGUGCGGCACAUCGAGAAGGUCCACAUUGAUCAGCGAAAGGGGGAAGACUUCACUUGCUUCUGGGCUGGCUGCCCUAGAAGGUACAAGCCUUUCAACGCCCGCUAUAAACUGCUGAUCCACAUGAGGGUCCACUCUGGGGAGAAGCCCAACAAGUGUACGGAAAGGGCAGAUGACCCCUUUGUGUUUGGUGACCAUGACUACAAGAAGCACAAAGAGCUUGUGGAAGUUAUGGCCUGGCACAAUGGCAGAGAUAUUCCCAGCCAUGACAAAAAGGCCUUGAGAAGUAAAGGCCAUGGCAGACAGACAGAUCUCAGCUAA